CAGUGGAUACCCCCAGUGCCCCUGGGGACCCCAUCCCAAGCCCAUGGGACCCCUGUCCAAGCUCCCCCUAUUCCUGUAGGUGCCCUUCUGCACCAAGAAUCCCCCCCCAGUGCCCCCAGUGUGGAGGUCUCAGCCCCAGGGCUGCUCUUCCCCCCUUGCCCCCGGGUUUGUGAAUGGGGCGCUGCCCACGCCCGUUGAUUAAGCCACGCCCCAUAGCGGAGACCACGCCCAUCUAGCGAAGCCACGCCCCCAGCGCCUUGCGGGUCCUCCGGGCUGCCAGAUCCGCUAGGGGGCGCCUGUAGAGCACUCGCAGCCUCUCGCCGUCGCUCCGCGCCGCGCUCUAUGAUCCGUGACGUCACUUCCGGGAGGCGCGGAGGCGAGGCCCUGCAGCGCCAUGUCCUCCGAGUCCAGCAAGAAGAGGAAGCCCAAGGUGAUCCGCACGGACGGGGGCCCAGCCGAGGGCAAGCGGGGCAAGGGCGACACGGACCAGGAGACACAAACGCUCCUCUGGAGAGCGAGCACAAAGCUGGAAGAUCCCUCAGGGAUUUGCAUGGUGCCUUCAAACCCUCCCGUGAGCAGCAGGGAUGUCAGGUACUACAGCGAGGAGAGCGAGGUGGAUCUGCGCGACCCCAUCAAGGACUACGAGCUCUACAGGGAGACCUGCCAGGAGCUGCAGAGGCUCAUGGCAGAGAUCCAGGAGCUGAAGAGCAGGGGCAUCAAGGAAAAUGCCUCGGAGAUCGACGAGCGGCGCGUGCAGAGCUGCGUCCACUUCAUGACCCUGAAGAAGCUGAACCGCCUGGCUCACAUCCGGCUGAAGAAGGGCAGGGACCAGACCCACGAGGCAAAGCAGAAGGUCGAUGCUUAUCACCUGCAGCUCCAGAACCUGCUCUACGAGGUGAUGCACCUGCAGAAAGAGAUCACCAAGUGCCUGGAGUUCAAAUCCAAACACGAGGAGAUCGAGCUGGUGAGCCUGGAGGAGUUCUACAAAGAGGCCCCCCCUGAAAUCAGCCGCCCUGCCAUCACCCUGACAGAGCCCCACCAGCAGACCCUGGCCCGCCUGGACUGGGAGCUGGAGCAGCGCAAGAGGCUGGCAGAGAAGUACAAGGAGUGUCUGACCAGCAAGGAGAAGAUCCUGAAGGAGAUUGAGGUGAAGAAGGAAUAUCUGAGCAGCCUCCAGCCUCGACUCAACAGCAUCAUGCAGGCCUCCCUGCCUGUCCAGGAGUACCUGUUCAUGCCCUUUGACCAGGCUCACAAGCAGUACGAGACCGCCCGGCACCUCCCGCCGCCUCUCUACGUCCUCUUCGUCCAAGCCAGUGCCUAUGGACAGGCCUGUGAUAAAAAGCUGGUGGUGGCCAUUGAAGGGAGCGUGGAGGAAGCCAAAGCCCUUUACAAGCCACCUGAGGACUCGCAGGAUGAUGAGAGCGAUUCCGACGCAGAGGAGGAGCAAACCACGAAGCGGCGCAGACCCACCCUGGGCGUGCAGCUGGACGACAAGCGCAAGGAGAUGCUGAAGCGACACCCCUUGUCUGUCACCCUCGACCUGAAGUGCAAAGAUGAGAACAUGCUUCACCUGACCUUCCACUACCUGAUGAACCUCAACGUCAUGACAGUGAAAGCCAAGGUGACCACUGCUGUGGAGAUGACCACGGCCAUCAGUGCUGGGGACCUGCUCUCCCCAGACUCCCUCCUCAACUGCCUCUAUCCAGGGGACCACGGCAGGAAAACGCCCAACCCGGCCAACCAGUUCCAGUUUGAUAAAGUGGGCAUCCUGACCCUGAGUGACUACGUGGCAGAGCUGGGGCACCCCUACGUGUGGGUGCAGAAGCUGGGCGGCCUGCAUUUCCCCAAGGAUCAGCCUCAGCACACGGUGGCUGCUGACAAUUCCCUGAGUGCCAGCCACAUGGAGCUGACGGUGAAGCUGCUCCGGAGCCGCCUGCAGUCCCGCCUGGCCCUGCACAAGCAGUUUGCAUCCCUCGAGCACGGUGUUGUGCCCGUGUCCAGCGAGUGCCAGCAGCUCUUCCCGACCAAAAUCGUCUCACGCCUGGUGAAGUGGACUGCCAUUCCCUAUGAGGAUUAUGCUGAGCUGCCCUACACUAAGGAUGUGAUAGAGGCUGGCUUGGCUGAAGACACUCACCUCUACUACAUGGCCCUGAUAGAGAGGGGAACAGCCAAGCUGCAGGCAGCUGUGGUGCUGAACCCUGGUUAUUCCACGCUGCCUCCUGUCUUCAGCCUGUGCCUGAACUGGAAGGGAGAGAGGAACAGCAGCAACGACGACAACAUUCGGGCCAUGGAGAGCGAGGUCAAUGUGCACUACAAGGAGCUGUGGGGCCCCAAACCCGGCUACCAGCUGCUCACCAACCAGCUGCAGCGCCUGUGCAUGGUGCUGGACGUGUACCUGGAGACAGAGCCCCAUGAUCCCAGCGUGGAGGGGCCCAAGGAGUUCCCCCAGGAGAAGAUGUGUCUGCGCCUGGUCAGGGGUCCCCUGCGCCUGAAACCUUUCAAGUUCAACUACCCCCAGGGGUUCUUCAGCCAUCGCUGAGCAGCCUUGGGCAUCAUUCUGGGAUGGGACUCGUUCACUGUGGGGGAAGGGGUGUCCCCAUCCUGACAUUUCUGCUCCUUUUACGAUAUUUUGGGUUUUGUUUGAGGGUUUUGUAGUCCGAGGGAUUAAAC
Molecule: messenger RNA, 2670 nt
Organism: Ficedula albicollis (Collared flycatcher)
Lineage: Eukaryota; Metazoa; Chordata; Aves; Passeriformes; Muscicapidae
Gene: THOC5
Product: THO complex 5
Exons: 21
Coding region: 395-2539 (714 amino acids)
Biological process (GO): positive regulation of DNA-templated transcription, elongation; mRNA export from nucleus
Cellular component (GO): THO complex part of transcription export complex
Molecular function (GO): mRNA binding
Source: RefSeq, a predicted model, not a curated record